Molecule: messenger RNA, 1499 nt
Organism: Rhodamnia argentea
Lineage: Eukaryota; Viridiplantae; Streptophyta; Magnoliopsida; Myrtales; Myrtaceae
Product: 2-alkenal reductase (NADP(+)-dependent)-like
Exons: 5
Coding region: 131-1210 (359 amino acids)
Biological process (GO): response to oxidative stress
Molecular function (GO): 2-alkenal reductase [NAD(P)H] activity
Source: RefSeq, a predicted model, not a curated record
AAUCAGUGGCAUGGAACACGUUAGUUCUGAAAAAGAUGGGAUUCACAUUCUCAUCACCACCCAUCUUGUCCUCCGCUCACUUUCCCAAGCGUCUGAUUCACACGAGCCAUAGACACAGAGUUGGGUGACAAUGGAGUGUCCGCGGGGAGAAGGAGAAGAGGUGUUAGUGGUGAGGAACAAGCAGGUGAUCCUGAAAGACUACGUCUGUGGCUUCCCAAAAGAAACAGACUUCGAAAUCAAGACCAGCGAUGUGAGAUUGAAGGUGGAGGAGGGCUCCGGUGGGGUCAUAGUGAAGAACAUCUACUUGUCCGUCGACCCUUACAUGCGUCUGCGCAUGCGCAAGCCUCAACCCAAUCCCUCCUACUUCGCUUCCUACUCUCCGGGCUCUGUAGUCUCUGGGAAUGGAGUGGCAAGAGUUGUGGAAUCUGGGCAUCCAAAUUACAAGAAGGGUGACUUGGUUAGGGGAAUCACUGGGUGGGAGGAGUACAGUGUGAUCACAACACCUGACACGCUCUUCAAGAUACAGACCACCGAUAUUCCGCCUUCCUUUUACCUCGGAAUCUUGGGUGCAACUGGCUUGACUGCCUAUGUUGGUUUGCACGAGAUAUGUUCACCGAAGAAGGGUGAAUAUGUCUUCAUUUCAGCAGCAUCCGGUGCAGUAGGACACCUUGUGGGUCAACUUGCAAAACUGAAGGGCUGCUAUGUUGUCGGUAGUGCUGGUAGUGAUGAAAAGGUUGAUCUGUUGAAAAGCAAGUGUGGAUUUGAUGAGGCCUUCAAUUACAAUAAGGAGCAGGAUCUGGAUGCUGCUUUGAAAAGGUACUUUCCUGAAGGCAUUGACAUAUACUUUGAGAACAUCGGGGGCAAAAUGCUCGAUGCGGUGCUGCUCAACAUGAGACUCCACGGCAGGAUAGCAGUUUGUGGAUUGAUCUCGCAGUAUAACAUGGAUAAGCCUGAAGGGGUUAAAAGUCUUAUGCUUCUCGUGUCUAAACGGUUGCGGAUGGAAGGUUUUAUGGUAGCUGAUUACUAUCACAUGUACCCUAAAUUCUUGGAUGAGGCGAUAUCUUACAUCAGAGAAGGGAAGAUUGUGUAUGUGGAAGACACCGUGGAAGGGCUAGAGAGUUGUCCGGGUGCUCUCAUGGGACUAUUUAAGGGCCGUAACGUCGGUAAACAAGUGGUCCGAGUUGGUCAAGAUGAGGUAAUCGAUAAGUAAGCUCUUGGAAUUGUGCGCAGAUAUCAUAUGCGGCUGCUUCUAUAUGUCAUUAGGCAAUGCCCGAAAGAUUCAUCUUGAAAUGGUAACGGCAAGAGCUUUCUCUGUUUUUAGUAUCAAAUAUCUUUUGCACUCGAAGAACUGACUUCUGUUAAUUUACAAUAUUCCUUUUGAUAAAACCUCGUUCUGUGCCAUACCAAAAAAUUUGCCUUAUUCCACCCUGACUUGCAUGGCUAUGGCUUCGCCUGCACCAACAUUGGAUACUUCCCAUCCCGGAACUUAUAAAAACCAU